AUGAAAGACACCUAUGGCGACAGAGUGGAGGAUAUACGCCUAAAAGAGUAUCCUCACAUGAAACAUGGGGUUUACUUAGAUCGUGCGGAUCCAAAGCAUUUCGACCUGGUCUUUGUUGCCAACGCAACAGCAGCCAUUAAGCUCGUGGCAGAGUCUUUCAGAGAUCUCGCUGAGAAGUCCCAAUCCGGGCGCUUCUGGUACGGAUACCAUAGAGAUGCACAUACUAGUCUAGUUGGCGUGAGAGAGUACACGCAUGGGCGACAUCACUGCUUCGGAAGUGACACAGAGGUCGAGAGGUGGCUACAAUCUCCCGGCACUGCUGGCAUAAAUCACUUCGGAGAGAGUGACCUUGCUCUAUUCGCGUAUCCAGGCCAGUCAAACAUGUGUGGGAGGAGGUUGCCACUGUCAUGGAAUGGCCACGUGAGACAUUCAGAGCAUCUACAGAACACAUACAUCCAAGAUACCCUGUUUGAUGCGGCUGCUUUGGCCAUGACAAGUCCCAUGAACAAGGUCUUUGGCAACGUUGAUGAAGCCCCUGACUUCACUUGCUUAUCGCUCUACAAGAUUUUUGGGUUUCCAGAUCUUGGUGCGUUGGUCAUUAGAAAAGAGUCGGGUCAUAUCUUAACACUGAGGAAAUACUUUGGUGGAGGGACUGUGACCAUGGUGGGCACGAUGGGCGGCCAGAGUUGGCAUCGGUCGAAAGGGCCACAGGUUCUUCCGUAUAGGCUUCAUGAUGGCCUCGAAGAUGGGACACUCCCUUUCCACAGCAUACUUGCGUUGGGUGAAGCCUUAACCGUCCACAGGAGGCUUUUCAAGUCUAUGGAAUUCAUCUCGAUACACACCUCGCGUCUGACUGCCCGCCUUUACAGUGGUCUUGCUCGGCUGCAACAUGUUAAUGGUCGCGCAGUCUGUCGUAUAUACUGCGGAAGUGCACAAGGCGUGAGCGACUCAGCCAAACAAGGCCCUGUCAUUGCUUUCAACGUCAAGACCGCCAAUGGUCAGUACGUACCGUAUACAGAGGUUGAGCGUUUAGCAAACAAUGCAGGAAUAUUCAUCAGGUCUGGUGGCGUGUGCAACCCAGGCGGCAUAUUCUCCGCUCUGGGCAUUGUUCGGGCAAGCGUUGGUGCAAUGACGACCACACGAGAGGUUGACACAUUUCUGGGUUUCAUGCAAGCGACCUUCAUUGAUCCUCCAGUGGAUCAGAUAGACUCCACGCGGACUACACUUUGCUCGUCAGGUAGCGACGAAGGAGCCAAUGAUGAGCCAUCUUCCGCGUCUUCGAAGUGGGCAGUUAGGAUAUAUUCGUUGCGAAAUUUAUUUCGACGAGAUAAGACGGCAGUCCGAUAA
Molecule: messenger RNA, 1347 nt
Organism: Neoarthrinium moseri
Lineage: Eukaryota; Fungi; Ascomycota; Sordariomycetes; Amphisphaeriales; Apiosporaceae
Exons: 7
Coding region: 1-1347 (448 amino acids)
Biological process (GO): molybdopterin cofactor metabolic process
Molecular function (GO): molybdenum cofactor sulfurtransferase activity
Source: RefSeq, a predicted model, not a curated record